CAGGAUGGACAGAGUGAACCGGGUGUUGAACGUGGUGAGACGGAUGUCCCCCAGGAAGAGGGAGAGGGGCUUUCAGUGGGAGGCGGAGAGCCCCGAGACCUGUGAGGAAAGCCUCUGCUCCCUGAGCCUCUGCAUCAGUGAUGAUGGCCCUUACUCCAAAGGGAACAAGGACUCAACAGGGCCUGACAAUUCCCUCACCUCCAGAAGACAGAGCAUUCCAGAAGAGCUGCGGGGGGUGACACUGGUGGAGCUGAUUAAGAAGGAGGGCAGCACUUUGGGUCUCACCAUCUCAGGAGGAACAGACAAGGAUGGCAAGCCACGCGUCUCCAACCUGCGACCGGGAGGCCUUGCAGCCAGGAGUGACCAGCUGAACGUGGGAGACUACAUAAAGUCGGUCAACGGCAUUAACUUGACCAAACUGCGGCACGAUGAGAUCAUUAGCUUGCUGAAGAACGUGGGCGAGCGUGUGGUGUUGGAAGUGGAGUAUGAGCUGCCCCCAGCCGCGCCAGACAGUACCUCAGGUGUUAUAUCUAAGACAAUCGAGAUCUGUUUGCACAAAGAAGGCAAUAGCUUUGGGUUUGUGAUGCGGGGAGGCUCUCAUGAGGACUGGCACAAAACUCGGCCAUUAGUAGUAACAUAUGUCCGGCCAGGAGGCCCUGCUGACAGGGAGGGCACACUGAAGGCAGGUGACCGGCUCCUGAGUGUGGACGGUGUACCCUUACACAGUGCUUGCCAUAGUGAUGCCCUUACUGUAUUGGCACAGUGUGGACAGGAGGCCCUCUUCCAGAUCGAAUAUGAUGUGUCCAUUAUGGAUUCAGUAACAAAUGCCUCUGGGCCGUUGCUUGUGGAGAUAGCCAAGUCACCAGGAGCAAGUCUGGGCAUCACGCUGACCUCUGGUACCCACAGGAACAAGCAGGUCAUCGUUAUCGACAAGAUCAAGGCUGCCAGCGUGGUGGACAGGUCAGGAGCUUUGCAUGUAGGCGAUCACAUCCUCUCCAUCGAUGGCACGAGUACAGAACACUGCUCCGUGCUGGAGGCCACUCAGCUGUUGGCCAGCACUGCAGACGUGGCCAAACUAGAGAUCCUGCCUGCUCAUCACACACGGCUGCCCAGCAAAGCCCAGGACACUGUGAAAGUCCAAAAGAGUGACCACCCGCAUUGUUGGGACCCCUGUGUGAACUACUGCCAUUCCCAGCAUCCUGGUCACUGUAAGACCUCCACAUGGACCACCACAUCAAGCAACCCUUCCAGCACUCAGGACUACUGCAAAUCUGUAGUCUCCACUAAUUUCUCCCCCGGCUCCACCACUACAUCAGGCAUGACCAGCCAGUCAUCCAGCACUCUGCCCCGUACAACCCACCCCAUGAGCCCCCGCAACUCCAUGCUGAAGAGGAGACAGAGGAAAAAAGAGCACAAGAGCUCUUCUGUGUCUUUAGCUUCCAGUUCAGUGGGUCCAGGAGGCCAGAUUGUUCACAUAGAGUCCAGCGAGGUCACUUUAAGAGGAGAUCCUCUAAAUGGUUUUGGAGUUCAGCUGCAAGGAGGAAUAUUCGCCACAGAGACCCUCUCUGCACCCCCCCUCAUCCGAUUUAUAGAGCCUGACAGUUCGGCAGAAAAGUGCGGGCUGCUGCAGGUUGGGGACAGGCUCUUGUCCAUCAAUGGUAUUCCCACAGAAGACGGGACGCUAGAGGAGGCCAAUCAGCUGCUUCGAGAUGCUGCACUGACCAAUAAGGUCACACUAGAGAUUGAGUUUGAUGUAGCAGAGUCAGUAGUGCCUAGUAGUGGUACUUUCCAUGUGAAGCUGCCUAAGAAGAGAGGAGUCGAGCUUGGCAUCACGAUCAGUGCCAGUAAAAAGCCGGGCGAGCCUCUGAUCAUAUCAGACAUAAAGAAAGGAAGCAUGGCUCACAGAACAGGGACCCUCGAGCCCGGGGACAAGCUGCUAGCUAUAGAUAACAUUCGCCUGGAGAACUGCUCCAUGGAAGACGCUAUGCAGAUCCUUCAACAGAGCGAAGACCUAGUCAAGCUCAAGAUCCGCAAAGAUGAAGACAACUCCGAUGAACAGGAGACGUCAGGUUCCAUCAUCUACACAGUGGAGCUGAAGCGCUAUGGCGGCCCCCUGGGCAUCACCAUCUCAGGCACGGAGGAGCCCUUUGACCCCAUUAUCAUCUCAGGCCUUACCAAGAGAGGUCUGGCUGAAAGAACUGGAGCUAUUCAUGUCGGGGAUCGAAUCUUAGCCAUCAACAACGUCAGCCUGAAAGGCAAACCUCUGAGUGAAGCCAUCCACUUACUGCAAAUGGCAGGCGAGACUGUCACCCUGAAAAUUAAGAAGCAGCUAGACAUGGCAGACGAGAAGAAGAAAAACAUCGAUCUGGAGAACGACCUGAGUGAUAACGAGGAUUCAGAGAUGACAGACUCACAGAAGACCAAUAAGCUGUCCGAGAUUUAUUCCACCACCAUUCCCAGCGUGGACUCGGCCAUGGAGUCGUGGGAUGGAUCUGGUAUCGACGCUGGUUACGGUAGCCAAGGAGCGUACAUCCACCAGGCAGCGGGCAUCGCCUUACAUCCGCACGAGUGGCGUAGUGCCAAGCAGAGGAACAGCACACCCCCUCCUGCCCGCCGUAAGAACUACCCCUUUAGUGACGGAGGAUUCAGCGAGGAUGACUGGGACAAGCCUGCUGGAUAUGCCAGCCAGACUCACGCCGACAGCAUCAUGCUGGACCACGAGGACAGCUUCUGGUGCCAGGCCCUGGAGGACUUGGAGACGUGCGGGCAGUCAGAACUUCUCCGCGAGAUUGAGGCCUCCAUAAUGACCGGCAGCGCUCUGAGUUUGGGAGUAGAGGGCAGCAAGGCCCACAGUGAGUCGCUCUCCCAGCCCAACAUCAGCCCUCUCAGGAAGAGCCCGCACCUGCACAACGAGACCAAGAGCAAAAGCACACUGCGCAUGUCUGAGAAGACCUGGGAAUCCCGCCGCAUCAAGGAGGAGAUGCAGGAGAUCCUGUCCCCCACACCGCUGGAGCUGCACAAGGUGACUGUGAUUAAAGACCCAGAACGAGAUGACUUUGGCUUCAGCGUGUCGGACGGUUUCUUGGAAAAAGGUGUGUAUGUGAACAUGAUCCGGCCUGAGGGUCCAGCAGACCGUGCAGGACUCAAACCGUACGACAGAAUUCUACAGGUGAAUCAUGUCCGGACGCGAGACUUUGACUGCUGCUUGGCCGUGCCUCUAAUCACAGAAGCUGGUGAUAAACUGGAGCUGGUCAUCAGCAGAAACCCCUUAGCUCAGACCAAUGCUGGUCAGCCAGGUAUGGGUCAGCCACUUGACUGCCAUUCCCUCUCGACCCCUCUAGCCCAUACCCGCGAACAUACGACCAGCACCAUGGACCUGUGACAAUACACCAACCUGGGACUUGAUAGGACAACAAUUAUAAACCAGCAUCACCAAGAACUGUUGGACACUCCAUUCAUAGCAAUGUGAAACAUCAGUGGACGGCGAUGAGACUGUGUGUUCAAGAAAUACAGCAAAAGGUUUAGGCUUCUGUUAUAAGCAGUGAUUUGAGCCAGUCCUCUUAGAGAAACCAAGACUGAGGACCACUGAAAAACAACACAAACGAGAAGUGUGAACAAGGAACUCAACCCAGUCCAGCGCUUAUGGAGUCGUCUGGUUUUUAAUGAAAACAAAUAUUCUUUUCUUGUCCAACAGCAGAAAAAGAGGAAGAACCCUGGAUCUCUUUUCUACUUCAUUGUGAAUAGUGUUAGCAUUUCGGUGAUGUCCGUCCCCUCUCAGAAAACAGAACCUGGUCAUCGAUACUGUUUUCAUUAAAGCGUGUAUUUUUCCACUCUGGCGAAUGGCUGAGUCACCAGAAAAAGGACAAGUUGUUUGGUUGGGCAAGACUGAAAAUUUGUUGGGCCAUGUCCAGCCUGACCCAACCCUGAAAUCAGCCCUGACAGACACACAGUCAGUCACAUACUCUGAGUCUCUCUCUGUCUCUCUCUCUCUCUCUCUCUCUCUCUCUCUCU
This is a messenger RNA of Colossoma macropomum (tambaqui), 4011 nucleotides long. It is a transcript of the gene grip2b, whose product is annotated as glutamate receptor interacting protein 2b. Gene Ontology annotation, molecular function: protein binding. The coding region runs from base 5 to 3382 and encodes 1125 amino acids. Gene Ontology annotation, biological process: neurotransmitter receptor transport, endosome to postsynaptic membrane. The record is from RefSeq and is a predicted model, not a curated record. NCBI's taxonomy places the organism in Eukaryota, Metazoa, Chordata, Actinopteri, Characiformes, Serrasalmidae. The transcript is spliced from 24 exons.